Messenger RNA from Penicillium cosmopolitanum, 294 nucleotides. RefSeq names its product Efflux pump dotC. The record is from RefSeq and is a predicted model, not a curated record. The transcript has a single exon. NCBI's taxonomy places the organism in Eukaryota, Fungi, Ascomycota, Eurotiomycetes, Eurotiales, Aspergillaceae. Bases 1 to 294 code for a protein of 97 amino acids.
AUGUCUGCGUUCACUUUUCUCAGAAAUUUGUUUACGUCUAUUUCUAUUGUUUUGGGGACUGUUCUGAUUCAACAAACUAUUGGAAGCGGUAGUUUGACUUCUAAGAUUGAUGCCGGCACUGAAGGCGAUGAUCGCAGGAGGAGUUACGUGACAGGGCUGCGAAAUAUGUGGAUUUUCUACACUUGCACGGCGUCUGUCACAAUUAUCGCGACUUGCUUUAUCAAACCUAAGCCUGUGAAGAAAAGUGAAGACGCCGGGGAAGAACAUGGUCGUGCGGAGGUUUUGGAGGCCUGA